Centropristis striata (black sea bass) is the source of this 1416-nucleotide messenger RNA. RefSeq names its product pyridoxal phosphate binding protein (gene plpbp). The coding region runs from base 60 to 944 and encodes 294 amino acids. Gene Ontology annotation, cellular component: intracellular anatomical structure. The record is from RefSeq and is a predicted model, not a curated record. NCBI's taxonomy places the organism in Eukaryota, Metazoa, Chordata, Actinopteri, Perciformes, Serranidae. Gene Ontology annotation, molecular function: pyridoxal phosphate binding. The transcript is spliced from 8 exons.
UUUACGUCGUGCCGUAUGGUGACGUAGCUUCUUUACGUGGUGCCGUAGCUCCUGUCUGUAUGUUGAGAGCAGUAAUGUCGGAGGAGGUUGGGAAGGCGCUGCGGUCGGUGGUGGAGCGGGUGAACCAGGCGGCGGCUCGCCGGCCCAAGAUCCUUCCGGCGGUGCCUCCUCGCCUCGUAGCUGUCAGUAAGACCAAACCUCCAGAGAUGGUGGUGGAGGCCUACAGACAAGGCCAGCGCAACUUUGGAGAGAAUUACGUGAAUGAACUGGUGGACAAAGCUUCAGAUCCUCUGAUUUUAGACUCUUGUCCAGAAAUCAAGUGGCACUUUAUCGGCCAUCUACAGAAGAAUAAUGUCAACAAACUGUUGGGCGUGCCGAACCUUUUCCUGGUGGAGACGGUCGACUCGGCCAAACUGGCCGAGCGGGUCAACAGCUCCUGGCAGCGCCUGAGAGGAGCCAGCACUCAGAGGUUAAAGGUCAUGGUGCAGAUCAACACCAGCGGAGAACAGAGUAAACACGGUCUGCCUCCAGAAGAGACGGUGAACACGGUGAAACACAUCGUGACUAAAUGCUCCGCGCUGCACUUCUCAGGACUCAUGACCAUCGGUCGCUACGGCUACGACCUCACGCUGGGCCCCAACCCAGACUUCCAGAUGCUGCUGAGUCGGAGGCAGGAGGUGUGUGACAGUCUGAAGCUUCCUCUGGAGGACGUAGAGCUCAGCAUGGGGAUGUCCACUGACUUUGAACACGCCAUCGAGGUGGGCUCCACCAACGUGCGGGUGGGCAGCGUGAUCUUCGGCAGCAGGUUGUAUCCAAACAGUGCAGCCAACACUCCUAACCCCAGCCCGGCCCCCAGCCCGGCCCCCAGCCCCGAGAAGACCACCAAGACGGUGUCUGAAGAGGCCGCCAAGAAGAUGCAGCACCUCACUGUGUCUGAGCACUAAGAAGACUCCGCCUCCUCCUCUAAAAUACCUUUAAGAAUAAAAAAACACUCUUCACUAGAGCAGUGAGACAGAUCAUCUCCACACGGAGCUAACAGGGCGAUUUUCUUGCAUCAUUUUAAAGUGUAAUUGCCUAAUCUUCACUUUUUCUGUGCCCUUUUUGCUCUUUUAAGCAUUAAAAAGUGGCAUUCAGUACAGAACUAGUUGUACAUUUUUUUAAACGUAGUGUAUUACUAAGCUAUAGAGCUCAGACUUCCUUCCCAUGGAACUCUAACCUAUCAGAAACAUGAGUUGACAGGAGAACAUGAGGAUUUGUUUGGAUUUGUUGUGCUGAUGUAAUAUUUUCUACCUUUCCAACCCAACAUGUGACAUUAUGGAAAUGUGCUUGAUUUUGUCCCGGAGAUCAGGAAGUCGACACCGUAACAAAAUGUACCGUUUUUGUUGUACAGAUGAAGCAAAGACUUGAUGAAAUAAA